AAUUAAAAAUUCGCGAUGACAGGAUUUGUGAUACGUUUUUUACAGUGAAAAUAAUUUAGUUGUAAAUAAUAAUAAACUGAUAAACUGUAACAUAAAUUGGUCAUGAAAUCGUUUUGUGAGAGAUGAGUGUCUUUGGAGAUUUUCAGCGUGUCUGGGUGCAACGUUUUCCUGAUAGUGCUUUGCCAGCCGCUUGGGAGGAAGAUGUCAGAGCCAAUUUGGCUAAACACAAACAGAAAGUGGCUAUACUUAGAGAAGAAUUGGAGAAGGAAGAAUUCUACGUGGAAUACCUAGAAACAUUGUUGUCAGAUGUUGAAAAACAUAAAGCUGCAGCUCAAGGAAACAGAGGGGCUCCGCCCUCGGGAGCUGACGUGAUCGAACCUGAUGAUAAGACUUCAGAUAGCAAACAGGGUUCAAAUACGGACUCACUGUCGAAGAAAAGUGAAGUCAGUAUUGAUAGCAGUAAUAAGAGUGAUGACUCAACAGCUGAAACAGCUGAAUGUGAAGAUGUGCAGCUAAGAACGAAACCGGUCAGCGUGGGUGAGAGAAGCUCAGUGAACCAAUGUAUCAAUGAGCUCUCAUCAAAUCUUGCUGCUGAGGCAGCUCGUCGAAGAUGUAACAGUGAAGUGGUUCAGAGAACGGAGAGUAAUCGAGAUAUUAGUGCAGUAGGAAAAUCGAGUCCAACACAAGCCAAAAACCGUCCAGCGUCACAAGCGGGUGAUUUUGUAACUGUCAUCGAAGUAAAUGGUCUGAAAUUAGCAGAAAAUGCAGCUAAAAAGGCAGAAGAGUCACCGCAGUCUUCUGAAAGUAGCCCUGUUGAUCCAACAGCUAUUGCCAAGAAAAAAGUCCCACCAAAACCUCCACCAAAAGUGUUCAGUAAGCGCGGCGCUUCUCUGCCGGAGUCGGGGCUCGUCGACGACAGCCCGCCGUCCUCGCUCGGGAGGAGGAUCCGCAACGCCGAGUCCCGGGAGUCCAUCGCUAGUCGGGCUUCCACUCCCUCCAUCAGCGAAAGGGUGAAAAGCUAUGAGUCAAUCAACUCCCUAUCCUCCGAACGCAAGCGUUCCGGCGGCGCCGCGACCCCUCGCUCCAUAGACGAGGAGGUGACGUCGACCACGCCCGACCUGCCCGAGGGCGACAAGUCAGCGCCCAUCUCGUUGGAGAGCAUCCCCGCCGCAGUCCCGCUGGCCGAAGACGAGCCGUAUUACGACCAAGUGCCCGUGGAUAUCAAUGACGGCGAAUAUGUUUACAUUCAAGCAGACGAGGAGGUGACGUCGACCACGCCCGACCUGCCCGAGGGCGACAAGUCAGCGCCCAUCUCGUUAGAGAGCAUCCCCGCCGCAGUCCCGCUGGCCGAAGACGAGCCGUAUUACGACCAAGUGCCCGUGGAUAUCAAUGACGGCGAAUAUGUUUACAUUCAAGCAGACGAGGAGGUGACGUCGACCACGCCCGACCUGCCCGAGGGCGACAAGUCAGCGCCCAUCUCGUUAGAGAGCAUCCCCGCCGCAGUCCCGCUGGCCGAAGACGAGCCGUAUUACGACCAAGUGCCCGUGGAUAUCAAUGACGGCGAAUAUGUUUACAUUCAAGCAGACGAGGAGGUGACGUCGACCACGCCCGACCUGCCCGAGGGCGACAAGUCAGCGCCCAUCUCGUUAGAGAGCAUCCCCGCCGCAGUCCCGCUGGCCGAAGACGAGCCGUAUUACGACCAAGUGCCCGUGGAUAUCAAUGACGGCGAAUAUGUUUACAUUCAAGCAGACGAGGAGGUGACGUCGACCACGCCCGACCUGCCCGAGGGCGACAAGUCAGCGCCCAUCUCGUUAGAGAGCAUCCCCGCCGCAGUCCCGCUGGCCGAAGACGAGCCGUAUUACGACCAAGUGCCCGUGGAUAUCAAUGACGGCGAAUAUGUUUACAUUCAAGCAGGUGGAACCGGGUCGAGUGCAGAAGACGCGUCAAGCGGCACCAGUACCCUGCCUUUGAGCGCCACGCCAUCUGCGCCCACGGCGCCGCGUGCGCCUGAAUCCCCGCCUUGUGCCGUCGCGCCCAACUACGUCAACAUACACUACUUUAUACAGCAAGCGGGUGAAGGCCAAGAGCCAAGCGAAGCAGGGUCGGAACUGGCAGACUCCAGCGACACUCCACUGCUGCUGAGAACCAUCUCCUCCGACACGGAAGCCAGCGCCACACCGCCGGCUCUGAGAAAACUGCAGCACCAGAGACUAGCUGACCCGGCGAACUUCGUACCGCCUUAG
Messenger RNA from Ostrinia nubilalis (European corn borer), 2243 nucleotides. Its product is annotated as muscle M-line assembly protein unc-89-like. Gene Ontology annotation, molecular function: protein serine/threonine kinase activity; GTPase activator activity. Bases 123 to 2243 code for a protein of 706 amino acids. The transcript has 12 exons. NCBI's taxonomy places the organism in Eukaryota, Metazoa, Arthropoda, Insecta, Lepidoptera, Crambidae. The record is from RefSeq and is a predicted model, not a curated record. Gene Ontology annotation, cellular component: membrane. Gene Ontology annotation, biological process: protein phosphorylation; positive regulation of GTPase activity; signal transduction.